Molecule: messenger RNA, 1898 nt
Organism: Musa acuminata AAA Group (dessert banana)
Lineage: Eukaryota; Viridiplantae; Streptophyta; Magnoliopsida; Zingiberales; Musaceae
Product: protein ALP1-like
Exons: 2
Coding region: 250-1686 (478 amino acids)
Source: RefSeq, a predicted model, not a curated record
UGUCUUCGGCUCCACAACGCAGAAGUGUUUUGGUUUGGUUGGAGCGCACUACAGCAACCGAGUUGGAGUUGAACGCUCACGGUUUGUUUCGUCGUCGCGUUCUGCUCUGGAAAGCCGUUUGCCUCCCGAGUUGUGCGCAUCGAGGAGUCUCCGCCGUGUUCUUUCCGUCUCCUCUCCCUUCUUCCCCGUCCGUCGUCAUUUGGGGAAGAGAGAGGAGGGAGGAGAAGAAGAAGAAGAAGAAGAACAAGGAUGGAUGAUCCGUCCUUGUUGCUGAUGCUCUCCAGUCUCCUCCACCUCCACACCUACCUCGAUCCCACCUCCUCCUCCAACCCCCCUUCCUCCUCCGCCGCCGCCGCAUCCUCCGCUGCAGCCCCGCUGCUCUUCUUCGCCAUCGCCUCUGUCCUCUCCUACGCCUCCUCCACUCUCCGCCACCGCCGAUCCCGCCGCCGCCGCCGCCGCCGCAGCUCCUCCUCCCCCUCCCCUCCUCCGCCACCCCCUCCCCCCCGCUCUGUCGCCUCCCCUUCCACCGGCUUCUUCUUCCUCUCCUCCGAUCGCAUCCUCUCCUUGGAGCCCUCCGCCCGCGACGCCCGCUUUCGCUCUCUCUACGGCGUCUCCCACCCCGUCUUCGAGACCCUCCUGAAGAACCUCCGCCACCUCGAUGCCUCUGCCGCCUUUCCCUCGUCGCUCCCUCUCGACCGAGCCUUCUCCGUUGCCCUCGCCCGCCUCUCCCGCGGCCUCUCGUCCCGCUCCCUCGCCCGCUCCCUCUCCCUCCCCCCAGCCCUCGUCUCCCGAUGCACCCACGCCCUCACCCGCCUCCUUUCUACUCGCCUCUACCCCCGCUACGUCACACUCCCCGCCAACCCCGACCACCUCCUCUCCACCCUCCAGUCCUUCAAGGACAUCACCGCGCUCCCCAACCUCGCCGCCGCCAUCGCCUCCUCCCCCGUCCGUCUACGCCUCCGGCAAGCCCCUCAUCCCAACCCUUCGCACCCCAAUUCCGCCCCCGAACCCGGUACCGACCUCCUCCGAUCCCCCAGCCGUUCCUUCCCCUCUAUCCUUCUCCAGGCCGUUGCCGACCACCGCAAGGUCUUCUGGGACGCCUGCGUCCGCGCCCCUGGUUCCUCGGACCCUGCCUCCCACCUCCGAGACAGCAGCCUCUACCGCCUCCUCCUCGACAACAAUGGCAGCAGCGGCGCCCUCCCCCUUCGGGACCACGUCAUCUCCGUCCGCGGCCAGCACGUGCGCCCCUACCUCGUCGGGGACUCCUCCUACCCCCUUCUCCCCUUCCUCCUCACUCCCUUCUCGUCGUCCUCGUCGGCGGCCACUUCGAGUGCCCCCGCACUGGAGGCAUUCGAUUCUGCUCUGGCUAAAGGUCGCGCAGCGUCGGUGGAGGCUGCUAUCGGGUUGCUCAAGGGAAGAUGGAAGAUACUUCGGAACCUCAACGUAGGGCUUGAUCAUGCGGCCCAGACGGUGGUCGCAUGCGUGGUUCUGCACAAUAUGUGUCAAUUCGCCAAGGAGCCGGAAGACGAAGGGAGGUACAUGUGGCGGGAUCCGCCCGAGAGUCCGCAGCCGGCCAGCCUGGUGGAGAGUGAACGAUCUCUUCACUAUAUGGGUGAGAGCUUGAGACAGGCAUUGGCGGAGGAUCUCUAUGAGCGACAGCAGAAGCUUGGGUCAGGAGCAAGGUGAAGUAUUGACAGUAUUGGGUUAGUCAAGGAAAAAAAUGGUGUGAUUUCUGCAAGAUCUAUAUUGCAAACAACCCUUUGAACAUCAGAACUCAUGAACUUGGUCAGCGCCACAAGGACAAUGUUGCUAAGAGGCUUGCUACUAUGAGAAAGGAGAGCGCUGCCAGGGAGAAGGAACAAAAAGAAGCAGCACGUGCCCUAAAGGAAAUAGAAGCA